Ipomoea nil (Japanese morning glory) is the source of this 1510-nucleotide messenger RNA. Its product is annotated as 3-oxo-Delta(4,5)-steroid 5-beta-reductase-like. Bases 258 to 1424 code for a protein of 388 amino acids. The record is from RefSeq and is a predicted model, not a curated record. Lineage: Eukaryota; Viridiplantae; Streptophyta; Magnoliopsida; Solanales; Convolvulaceae. The transcript is spliced from 3 exons.
CCCCUAGCAAUCCAAUCUGUGGCUGAUACAUGACCAUGUAGUCAUAGUUUUUGGGUGGAUGACAAUGACAUUCUACAUGCCACAUUUGCCGACUGUCAUGACCAUUUAGUGUUUGUGUUGAGCUCUUUUCACACUUGAAGAUUCUACAUUUUGGUCUAGAUUGUGUUCUCGAAGUUCUAUAAACUUGAUUCAGAACUCUUUAACCUGACAAAUCCAACUCUUUUGAAUCCAUUUCCACAAGAGAAGAAGUUCCAGAGAUGAGCUGGUGGUGGGCCGGAGCUAUUGGAGCUGCACGGAAAAGGUUUGGAGAAGAAGAUGACGCGCCACCCAAACACCAGAGCGUGGCUCUAAUCCUCGGCGUUACCGGCAUAGUCGGCAACAGCCUCGCCGAGAUCCUCCCUCUGGCUGACACGCCCGGCGGCCCAUGGAAGGUUUACGGCGUCGCUCGCCGACCAAGACCCGCCUGGAACGCCGACCACCCUAUCCAGUAUAUCCAGUGCGAUAUUUCCGCCGAGGAAGACGCCCAAUCCAAGCUGUCUGUGCUGACAGAUGUCACGCAUGUCUUCUACGUGACAUGGGCCCACCGACCCACGGAGCUGGAAAACUGUGAAGUCAACCGGAAAAUGUUGGGGAACGUCCUAAACGCCGUCGUCCCAAACUCUCCAGAUCUGAAGCAUAUCUGCCUGCAAACCGGCCAAAAACACUACUGGGGCCCCUUCGAACUGUCCGGAAAACUCUCCCACGACCCGCCGCAUCACGAGGAUUUGCCGCGACUCGACGCCCCCAACUUUUACUACGUUCUCGAGGAUCUCCUGUUCGACGAGGUAAAGAAGAAGGAGGGAUUAACGUGGUCGGUCCACCGGCCGGGAUUAAUCCACGGCUUCUCUCCGUACAGCAUGAUGAACGCCGUCGGAACUCUCUGCGUCUACGCCGCUAUCUGUAAGCACGAGGGAAUCCCUCUGAGAUUCCCCGGGAUUAAAGCUGCUUGGGACGGCUACUACAAUUGCUCCGACGCAGAUUUGAUUGCAGAACAUGAAAUCUGGGCAGCAGUGGAUCCAUCCGCCAAGAAUGAAGCUUUCAACGUCAGCAAUGGAGAUGUCUUCAAGUGGAAGCAUUUCUGGAAGGUGUUAGCCCAGAAGUUUGAAGUGGAAGCUGCAGAAUUUGAGGAGAAAACGCCGAGUCUGCAGGUGAUGAUGGAAGACAAAGGGCCGGUUUGGGAGGAGAUUGUGAGGGAAAACAGGUUGUUGCCUACGAAAUUGGAGGAUGUCGGUCAAUGGUGGUUUAUGGAUGCUGUCUUGGGUGCAGAAUGUCCCCUGGAUAAUAUGAACAAGAGCAAAGAACAUGGGUUUCUGGGAUUUAGGAACUCCAAGAAUGCCUUCGUUUCAUGGAUUGAUAAGGUGAAAGCUCAUAGGAUUGUUCCUUGAGACUUUUAGAUUGGGCUGUGUAGCUAGCAAUAAGAUGCGUUUAUAAUUAACCUACAAUAAAAUAUUUGGAAUGCUAUUCCAAAUAU